ACGGGGGGCGAGGCGCCCCCGGGCGCCCGGGCUCCCCGCAGCAUUAAAGUGAGCACCCAGCCAGCGGCUGGGGGCCGGCGGAGGGCGGGCCGAGGUCGCCCGGCGCGCGCCUGGCUGCUGUGGCCUCGCUUGCUGCCCGCGCGCCCGGCCCUGCGGGGGAUAGCCACGCCCUUUCGGGGGUGGAGCCACGGUCCCGGGAGGCUCUGCAGCUGGAGACGCCCGGGCCCGCGGGGGCUGUGGCAGCAGCUGCAGCUGCAGCGUCGGCGGCGGCAGCAGCGCCAGGAGCUGCUGCAGCAGCGGCGGAGGCUGCUUCUGGACGCCUUAGGGUCGCGCAGCCGCAGCCCGAGUCCGGAGGCUCAGGGCGGUGCGCUGGGCGCUGCCGCCGCUGCUGCUGCUGCGGGCCACCGGUCCUUACCCGGGCCCCCACUGCCGCCGGGGCCGCGGAUGCCGUCCCCACUCCCGUCGACUCUGCCGGAGAGUGCGCCCCAGCCUGGACGCCGACCCCGACCGGGUCUCCACUCCUCCGCCGCACCUCCCAUGACAGCACCCGCUCGAAGAUGGCUGCGAAGGGCGCGCACGGCUCCCACCUGAAGGUGGAGACCGAGAUGGAGCGCUGCCGCGCUGAGGGCCACUGGGACCGCAUGUUCGAGCUGGUCCGGCAUCUGCAGACUCUGGGCAUUUCCGGGGGCGGCAGUAGCAACCGGCGAAACAGCCCGAGCGGCAGGUUCUCUCUGGACACCGAUGACUUUGGGAAAUUGCUGCUAGCAGAAGCCCUUCUGGAGCAGUGUUUGAAGGAUAACCACAACAAAAUAAAGGACUCUAUUCCUUUGUUGGAGAAAAAUGAGGACAGGCUGAAAGAAGCCAAAGAACAUCUAAGCAGCAUCCUUAACAAUGGGAAGCUGCCGCCACAGUACAUGUGUGAGGCCAUGCUGAUCCUGGGCAAGCUGCAUUAUGUGGAGGGCUCAUACCGGGAUGCCAUCAGCAUGUACGCACGGGCCGGGAUCGAUGACAUAGCCGUGGAGAACAAGCCCCUUUAUCAGAUGCGGUUGCUGUCAGAGGCGUUUGUCAUCAAAGGCCUCUCCCUGGAACGCGUGCCCAGCUCCGUUGCCUCCCACAUCCGCCUGACUGAGCGCGAGGAGGAAGUGGUGGCCUGUUUUGAGAGGGCCUCCCGGGUAGCUCAGGUGUUCCUGCAGGAGCUGGAGAAGACUUCAAACAACAGCACAUCAAGACACCUGAAAGUCAGUCCCUCGGUUGACUAUGAGCUCACUUACUUCUUGGAAGCUGCGCUCCAGAGCGCAUACGUGAAGAACCUGAAGAAAGGGAACAUUGUGAAAGGCAUGAGGGAACUCCGGGAGAUUCUGAGGACUGUGGAGACCAAAGCAACGCAGAACUUCAAAGUGAUGGCGGCCAGGCACCUGGCAGGGGUCCUGCUGCAUUCCCUGAGUGAGGAGUGCUACUGGAGCCCCCUGUCCCACCCUCUGCCUGAGUUCAUGAGCAAGGAGGAGAACUCAUUCGUCACCCAGACCCUCCGCAAACCUCAGCUCUAUGAAGGAGACAACCUCUACUGCCCAAAAGACAACAUAGAGGAGGCCCUCUUGCUGCUGCUCAUCAGUGAGUCCAUGGCAACUCGGGACGUGGUACUGAGUAGGGCACCGGAGCAGGCAGAGGACCGGAAAGUGAGCUUGCAGAAUGCUUCGGCCAUCUAUGACCUCCUGAGCAUAACACUGGGCAGGCGGGGCCAGUACGUCAUGCUUUCUGAGUGCCUAGAGCGAGCCAUGAAGUAUGCAUUUGGAGAAUUUCACCUUUGGUACCAAGUGGCCCUCUCCAUGGUGGCUUGUGGGAAGUCAGCCUACGCUGUGUCGCUGCUGCGCGAGUGCAUGAAAUUGCAGCCCUCGGACCCCACGGUGCCCCUGAUGGCUGCCAAGGUCUGCAUUGGGUCCCUGCACUGGCUGGAAGAGGCGGAACACUUUGCCAUGGUGGUAAUUGGCCUUGGAGAGGAAGCAGGAGAGUUCCUGCCUAAAGGCUACCUGGCCCUGGGUCUCACCUAUAGCCUGCAGGCCACCGAUGCCACGCUGAAGUCCAAGCAAGAUGAACUUCACCGCAAGGCACUGGAGACCCUUGAGCGAGCCCAGGAACUGGCACCCGAUGACCCUCAGAUUAUCUUCUAUGUCUCCCUGCAGCUGGCGCUUGUCCGACAGAUCUCCAGCGCUAUAGAGCAUCUUCAGGAGGCCCUGACGAUGUGCAAGGAUGAUGCCAAUGCCCUCCAUUUGCUGGCACUGCUCUUCUCUGCCCAGAAGCAUCACCAGCAUGCUCUGGAUGUCAUCAAUAUGGCUGUCACCGAGUACCCUGAGAAUUUCAACCUGAUGUUCACCAAGGUGAAGCUGGAGCAGGUGCUGAAAGGCCCGGAGGAAGCCCUGGUGACUUGCAGGCAAAUGCUACGACUGUGGCAGUCCCUCUACAACUUCUCACAGCUGGGGGGCCUGGAAAGGGAUGGCAGUUUCGAAGGCCUCACAGUGAAGAAGCAGAAUGGCAUUCACCUGACUCUGCCAGAUGCCCAUGACGCAGACUCUGGCUCUCGGCGGGCAUCAUCGAUCGCAGCCUCAAGGCUGGAGGAGGCCAUGUCGGAGCUAACCAUAACGACCUCGGUCCUAAAGCAGGGCCCCAUGCAGCUGUGGACCACACUGGAGCAGAUCUGGCUCCAAGCUGCUGAUCUGUUCAUGGAGCAGAGACAACUCAAGGAAGCAGGUUUCUGUAUCCAGGAGGCCGCUGGCCUCUUCCCCACCUCUCACUCGGUGCUCUACAUGCGAGGCCGGCUGGCUGAGGUGAAGGGCAACUUAGAAGAGGCCGAGCAGCUGUACAAGGAGGCGCUCACCGUGAACCCAGAUGGUGUGUGCAUCAUGCACAGCCUGGGUCUGAUGCUGAGUCAACUGGGCCACAAGAGCCUGGCCCAGAAGGUUCUGCGGGAUGCUGUGGAGAGGCAGAGCACCUGCCACGAGGCGUGGCAGGGCCUGGGGGAGGUGCUGCAGGGCCAAGGCCAGAACGAGGCUGCUGUGGACUGCUUUCUCACCGCCCUGGAGCUGGAGGCCAGCAGCCCCGUGCUCCCCUUCUCCAUCAUCCCCAGAGAGCUCUAGCCUCGGCAGCAGCCACAGGCUGCCCAGGGCAGGCAGCAGACACGAGCAGAGGGCAAGGAAGGACAGCUGCGCUCAGGAGUGUGGCCUCAGGGAAUAGAUGACUAGUGAACACUUCAACGGGCUUCGACGCCACUUCUCCCCUCCUCCCACCUCCAGCAGGGCCAGCUGAGCCGGAGCUCCUCCUGUCUGAAGCUGGGUGGACAAGAUUUGCAUCUGAAGCAAAUGCCUCUCUCCCCUGAGAAAGCAUGGGCUCCCUUUGGAUAAAAGGUGUGCCUUGGAGCCAAGCCCUGCCCUUAGCCUCCCUGACCGCUGAAUUUCCUGGUUUGAGAUGAACCAGUCUUGAGUUGGUGCAUCAUAGAGAUGAACUUGCCAGCACCCUCUGGCUGGGCCAAGCUUUUCCUGGAUGCCUUUCUUGGUGCCUUAGGAGAUGAACUGGUAUGAAUUUAAGUAACUUUGCAGAGCUAUAAUUCUACAUGCUUGACAACCUUGGACACACACCCUCCCAACCCUCUCCCCUCAAUCUCAGGGCAGUUCAAGCUUGAGGCCUUGCCCAAAACAAACACAGUGUGAGGUUCUAGACACAAGGCGGACAGUGGACUCCUGCUUCCUCUCAGACUGAGUUAGGGCUUUUGAUGCCUGGUGUUACCUCUGUGGGGAGGUCUCCUAUGUGCUUUCUCUGUACCAUCAAGUGCCUUUGGGGCUCAGGUCCAGCCAAGCCCCUAAAUAGUUCCUAAGUCUUCCAUUUUCACUCACUCUCAUGACCCUGGAAACACGUCCCAGCAAGUAAGGCCAGUGGCCUCUAAGAUAGGCCUGAAAAUAUAGAACCUAGCCAUUUCUAGUGCCUUAGGUACAGUUCCUUCAAGGCUUUCCCUACAGUGCAGGUCCCUCUUGGGUGAGUGACAUCAAAAUGACAGUCUAUAGGACUCACCCCAGUACACCUCAUCAUUCACAGCCCAGCUUUCACUUGGGCUUUGUUGAGUGACCCAAAGCCCCAGCCUGGCCCUUUAAGCUCACCUACCCAGAUCUCCACAGAGGCCAUGGUUGGAUAGAGAUGGAGGAGGAACCUGGCCUGCCUCAACUUUCUGUUGCCCAUGUGAUCUGUUUGCCAGGGUCUGGGUGGCUGGGCAGAUAACCCUCACUGGCCCAUCAGUCAUCCACUCUGCUUUUGACACUUUCCCUCAGGAAGCCAUUCCCAAAGAUUUGGCGGAGAGCUCCCUUCUGUCUGCCCUGAAUGCUGCUUGGAAGCUCCCUCGGGUUCACCUUGCUCCCAAUUUAAAUGCAGAAAGGGGUUGAGAGCUGCUCUGCUUUACCAUGGCCGGCCAUAGCUUCCUUGAAAGGAAGAAGCCACUGGGCGUUGCUUGAUGCCCUACUGAUUUAUCUUGUGUCCCCAGAGAGCUGGUGUCUCCUGGCCACAGCCCCAGGCCAAAGGUAGACUAUUCAAUCCUUGGUCUCUUGCUUAAAGGGUCUCUAUGUGUAUGUGUGUAUAUAAAUAUAGAUAUAUAUGCUAGAGAUCUAUAUUUUUGUGGAAUUCUGUUAUAGUAAAAAAUAAGCAGAUACUAUUGGUGUUCCUUGAAGAAACAGUGGUUAAUCUUGGCGGUGGGAAAGACACCAAAUGCAUCUGACUGAGCAUUCCCUCUUUGGAGGCCAUGGUAGACAGGCCCAGUACCUAAAAGUGACUUUGGAAAGUGAAUAAAGGACCCUUGAAGGGGAAAACAGUA
Molecule: messenger RNA, 4849 nt
Organism: Psammomys obesus (fat sand rat)
Lineage: Eukaryota; Metazoa; Chordata; Mammalia; Rodentia; Muridae
Gene: Ttc7a
Product: tetratricopeptide repeat domain 7A
Exons: 20
Coding region: 558-3131 (857 amino acids)
Biological process (GO): protein localization to plasma membrane; phosphatidylinositol phosphate biosynthetic process
Cellular component (GO): plasma membrane
Molecular function (GO): protein binding
Source: RefSeq, a predicted model, not a curated record